AGUACAGUGCUGACACAUACUAAGUCCUUAACAAGUAUGACAAUAAUAUUUACCAUGAUAGUAAUAAAUUCGAUUGAUUGAUUGUUCGAUUGAUGGGCUGGUAUAGCUGGGGCUUUGGGGAUUGAAUGAGGGAAGGGUUAGUGCAGGAGGUGAGAUUGAAGAGUGACUUUGGGGAUCUAGAAAGGGCUUUCCUGACUUGAAAUUGAUUUCAGUCUCAGUCUCCCCUUUAGAUUGUAAGCCCCUGAGAGGAGGAAUCCUAAUUACUAACUCUAUUGGCCUCUCCUAAGCACUUAGUACACUGCUCUGCGCACGGUGGGUACUCCAAACCACUGAAUGAUUAAUUGAUUGUUACUUUUAUCUGGGACACCAAAACAUCAGAGCCCUCAGUUAGAUUCAUCUCCAUUGCAUGACAGUGUCCACAUUAAAACCUGGUCUUUGGGAAAACCCCGAAAGCUGAAGCUCCAUUAGCAGGAAGUCCCCAAACACAUGCGGUCACUUCUGUGUAAGAAAGGUAUGAUGAGAGACUGACCUCAGAACAGGAGGGGUGGAAUCUGUAGACCACAGUUGACCUAUGCACAGGAGAGUGAAGUCAUAGAGCUCCAGCCACCGGAGAGAAAAAUGGAUGAUAGCCAGGCUCAUUGCUGAAUCCACCCCAUUCUGGCAGCUGGCCAGCACUGGACACAAUCAUGGACAGCUGGAGGAACCCAGCAAGCUCUCCCGAACUCCCAGACCCAGACAGCUGCCAUCAACUCCAACUUCACCAAUCUGACUAACCUGACCUUCAGGACCCCCCAAACCACCCAGCCCUCCUGGACCACCCAGACCUCAGACUGCACCCCAAGAGCCAUGUCCUUGAACUGCAAUGCAGAAGGCUGGGAGGCCUUUGGGGGAAGCUGCUACCUCAUCUGUGAGACCUCACAAAACUGUGGUGGCAAACAACCCAAGUGCAAAGAAUGUUCAGACUGUGACCAGGAGAAACAUGGCACCUGGAACUGCAGCCGACGGGAAUGUUCCCGCGACGGGGCUGACCUUGUGAUCAUCAACAGCAGACAGGAGCUGGAGUUUCUCCACAGCAGAUUAAGACCAUCGGGAUGUUUUUACUACAUCGGUCUCAACAAAAUCCAAGACCAGUGGCGAUGGAUCAAUGGCGAGCCUCUGAUAGAGAGCAAGGUGCCGCUGGAAAAUAUCAAUAAAACAGAUACUAGAGACCAUCACUGUGCUACGAUUCGCCAUGGUAACGUGUCAACAGCAUCGUGUAAUGAUACUGAUAGACAUAACUGGAUCUGCGAGAAGGGAGCUGGUGGUCGGAGCUGCCCGACGUCACGGACUCAAGCCAGGGGAGCUUGAGCUUGAAGAGCGGGGAUGGAACCAGACAACAGGGCCAGCGGGUCGUUAUUCAUUCAUUCAUCCAAUUAUUUAUUGAGCAAUUAUUGUGGGAGGGGCACUGUACG
Messenger RNA from Ornithorhynchus anatinus (platypus), 1451 nucleotides. Its product is annotated as C-type lectin domain family 6 member A-like. Bases 847 to 1347 code for a protein of 166 amino acids. The transcript is spliced from 5 exons. NCBI's taxonomy places the organism in Eukaryota, Metazoa, Chordata, Mammalia, Monotremata, Ornithorhynchidae. The record is from RefSeq and is a predicted model, not a curated record.